Molecule: messenger RNA, 3991 nt
Organism: Chrysoperla carnea
Lineage: Eukaryota; Metazoa; Arthropoda; Insecta; Neuroptera; Chrysopidae
Exons: 4
Coding region: 25-3144 (1039 amino acids)
Source: RefSeq, a predicted model, not a curated record
AAAAAGACUGAAUGUCUUAAAUAUAUGGAUCGUGAAAAGUACUUACUUUUUAAAAUUUAUGGUGUAUUAUCGACAAAUAGAACGGCAACAAUUGUUCCUGAAAAAUUUGAGUCUGUUACAUUCAGUUUCCACGAUAAAAUUACAAUCAACGACUUUUAUUGUGAAGAUAUUUUUGAAAAUAAAGCAAAACUUAUUUUGGAUCAACUUGUAAAAACAAAUAUAUUACAAAUUGAUAACGAUGAAUGUUAUCGAUUGAAGGUUCAACAAUUAAAUGCUGUUCAGUUAUUGAAUAAUGAAAUUUAUGAAAAUGCAGUUGAUGCAAUAUUAGCAAAAUGUUUCAAUUAUCGAUGUGCAUUCAAUUCAAUAGUGAAUCAAUUGAAAACAAAAUCACCAAUAAUUCAAAUACCAUUAUUAAUUAAUCCACAUAAUAAUGUAAUGAAUGAAUUAAUCAGAAAUAAUAUAAUUAAACCAUUUCGUAUUAAAAAACGUAUUGAUAUUGAAAGUAAAAUCAAAGAUAUAUUUGAGCGACCCAAUACAAUACCAGUAUUUGACUAUGUAUGCAAACAAUAUCAAAAAUUAAGGGGAGUUGAAGAAACUGAUUUAGCAAAAACAAUAAAACGUAUAUUAAAAAAGGAUUCAUUAUCCAUUGAUGAAUUUAUUCCAUCAAUCAGUUAUAACUUACAGUAUUUAUCUGGAUCUAUAAAUGUAUUAGAAGCACCAGAUAGCUUUUUUUAUUCAAUAACAGAAUACAUUCAAAAAGGGGAUUUUUCAAAUUACUUAGAAAUGUAUGUGUUUAAAUUGCAUUGUUUAGACGAUUUAAUUAGAUUUAAUGAGAAAAAAUAUACAUGGAAAAUGAUAAUUUGGACAUCAGCGAUAUUUUUGUUUGGUCUUGCACAAGUUAUUAUAGGUGCAUUUAUUGAAAGUUAUUCAGCUGGUUUAUUCACUCAUGUGGCUGGCGCUUUAAUUAGCGAAGGUUUAUCCGACAUUAUGUAUGCAAUGGGUGCAUUACAUUCAGGAUAUUUCAGUUUAAAACAAUACAUAAACUAUAAAGUUUGCAGCUUAUUAUUUUCAAUUACAACAGCUGGAAUUGCGGCAUUUAUAUCGAGAGGUGUACGUGUAUCCCGAACUGGGUAUAAAUUAUUUGGUAAUACAAAUAAAAAAUUAUUAGAAAAAAGUGGUCAAAAUUUAAUAGAAACAGUUGGAAAAGAAACUGUAUUUAAAGAAAUACAAAAGCGUAUACUUUGUCAAACAAUGGAAGGUAUUUUAUUCGGUUUAGCAAGCGCAGAAAUUGAUAGUAUUUGUAAUAAGUAUAUCAGUGAUAUAUGUGAAAAUAUUUGUACAAGUGUUUGUUCAGGAUUUGCUAAUUCGGCUUUGCAAACAAAUACACAUCCAAUAUCAGAUACAAUAAAAACUUUAUAUAACACGUAUGGUAAAGAUCAAACAAAGGCGAUUAUUAACCGAUUUACACAAAUUAUACUUGGUAGUGAAAAUAAUCUUCGAGAAAUUGUAAAUAUAUCAGCGAAUUUGAUCAAUGUAAUAAAUAGUGGUGUCUGCGGCGGAGUCGUUAAACGGCAAAUGGCUCUUAAUAAUAAAUAUGUUUUUUUAUUUCAAAUUACACAAUUGUUUGCUGAAUUAAUACGUAAAAUGAGUCUAGUAUUAGAAGUACUUGACAUAGCAUUAAUAAUGGAUGGAUUUUUAGAUAAUUUAAAUAAUGAAUUAAUUAUUUAUUUAAAUGCUAAUAAUAUUCAAAAAAAUUGUGAUUCUGUUGAUAAUGAAUACCAAGAAUUUCAAGAGGAAUUAUUAACAAUGUGGAAAACUGAAUUUGGUAGACAGACAAGUUAUUUACUUACUAAUUCUAUUCGAUCAACGUUAAAUGGCGCCGUACGAUCCUUAUAUUAUUGUGCCAAAGAAUAUUUAAAAAAUCGAAAGAAAACAAAAUUAAAUGAACUGGCUAAGAAAGAAAUUAAAAAAUUACAUAGUGAAUAUCAAGAAAAUUUAGAAAAUUUAAUCGAUUCAGAUGGAUCACCAGAAGAAAUUGAAUUUCUUAAUAAAGAAUAUCAUAAAAAAUUAUAUAAAUGUCUUUCAAAUGUAACAGAUCCAAUAUUGUACGCAAAAUUAAUGAUGGAAAAUAUUCCAAUGGAUACCGUAUGUGUAGAAGCAUUAAUUUCAUUGUUCCAUGAUUUAGGUCUAGAAAAAGUUCAAAUUAUUGUGGAAAGAGAUGAUACGGAUAUGAGUCAGACGUUCGGAGAAGAAGGUGGUGAUGUUAUUAAUCUUAAAUUAAAAAAUAACCACUUUUAUAUUGAAGGCGAUAAUACAUCAAAUUUGGGCUAUGAUUGCUUGUAUGAAGCAAUUUCAAGACUAUAUCCAGAAAUACAACAACUUAUGAAUGCAAAAACUUUCCGUCAAGAAGUAUGUAAUCGAAUUGCAACAGAUCCAAAUAUUCAUUAUACAUUAUCACAAAACUGGCAUAAAUAUUUUAUAUUAAGUGGAGGAUAUGGAGGUGCUAAACGUGAAUUAGUUACAAAAGAAAUUACAGAUGUAAAUAUUCGUACAGGCAAAAUAAUAACACCGCAAGAAUCCCAGAAACAAAUAUCUGAUGCACUGAAUAUAGCUUUAAAUAAUUUAAAUCGUGAAUUACAACGAAUAGCUAAAAAUCCAUUAAUACAGGUGAAACCGUCUGAUUUUCGUACGACAUAUGUAGACACGGUUUUGGAAUCUUCUGGUUUGGGUACACAUGAAUUAAAAUUGUGUCCAGUUGAAAUGAUAGCUGAAAUUACUGUGAUAGAUCCGAAAACUAAGCAACCAAUCAAAUACACACUUGAAUUAAAUAUAGAUAAUCCAACUGAAGCAAAUAAUGGACCUGAAGGUCCACAUAUUGGAUAUUCAUUAAAGGGUGCAAAUGUUGCAAAAGUGGCACAUGUUUUUAUUGACUAUAAUCCGCAUAUACCUGAUAGAGCACGAGGAUCAACAAUUAGAAGAAAUACAAAUGAUUUUCCAGAAAUUAAAAAUUUAUUUAGAGGGCCUGGCGACACUAUAUUCAAAAGAGUUUCUCCUAGUAAAAACAAGGAACAUUUUAAGGGUCACCAGUUUUCAUUUACACCAAAUGACUAUGGUGGAUAUUAUCAUGAUUUUAAAAACAACUAAGGCUUAUAGGUCUUCGGCAAUUUUACACAGCUUGUUCGUUCGUAUACAAUCUAAGACAAAACGCAAGUUGAGACGCAGUUUAGUGAUGUGACCUGACGUGUGCUUCUUUAGAUGGAUAGUGUGUCAUAAUGCAAGCACUGACAAAUUCAACACUGUCUGUACAAGGAAUUUCAACACUUAACUCAUUUACUGGCUGUCGUAUAUAAUAAGUGUAUAUGUAUACAUAUGAUUAUUACAAGGAUAGGGGAACUCACUAGCAGUCUUCUCUGUAAGCCCGGUUCUCUAUUUGUAUUAUCUCUAUGUUUUAUACUUUAAAAUUAUACUAACUAGAUUUGCAACAGAGUGGGAACUACCUCUCCAAGAUGAUUGAGAAGGAUAAUAAAUCACGAAGUAUGAUUAUUAAUGCGUAUGUCUUAAUAUACAAUAUAAUAUACUGGCGCGUAUUCUCAACAUAAUAAUUGCCAUUUAAUAAAUAUUUAAUAAUUAAACUUUUCUAACCUGUGAUACAUAUUAAAAUAUUCCUUGUAAAUAAAACAAUAUCUAACCAUUUGUUAGAACUUUUAUACAUAAUUAAUUAAACAAAUAGUAACUAUUGAAGCGACUGACUUCCGUCAAUACGAUCAUGCGCAUUGAAUACCAUGCUCUGUUAUUGUGUUUCUCUGUCAGCUAUUUGAAUAUUGUAUUGUUAUCUUUGUUAAUCUUCUCUGUGAAGCAAAAAUUUACAUACUUAGGCCUACACGAUGGGCCGGGCCUAUCUAUUAAUAGAUUAUCAAAGGUUUUAUAACUACUGUCAGCAAUAUGGCGUUGAUCCCCCAGCUUAUCAAUUUUAUACAAAAAAUUAAAAUUU